Messenger RNA from Drosophila grimshawi, 1427 nucleotides. RefSeq names its product zinc finger protein 771. The record is from RefSeq and is a predicted model, not a curated record. Gene Ontology annotation, biological process: regulation of transcription by RNA polymerase II. Lineage: Eukaryota; Metazoa; Arthropoda; Insecta; Diptera; Drosophilidae. The coding region runs from base 110 to 1270 and encodes 386 amino acids. The transcript is spliced from 2 exons. Gene Ontology annotation, molecular function: zinc ion binding; chromatin insulator sequence binding. Gene Ontology annotation, cellular component: chromosome; nucleus.
UCCUGUCAAUUAGAGCUGCUAAAAUUGUGCGCGUAAACACCAAGUAAGCCAAGCUAAAAAACAACAACAACUGAACUGGGAACUGAGAGAGAAACAUAAAAAAAAAAACAUGUCCAAUUCGGAAGAUACGCUUGAGAAGCGUGCAGAGCAUAUAUGCCGCGUUUGCAAUGUGCCAUCGUUGCAAACUCUCUCGCUCUUCCAGCCCCACAUGAUUUCCGGCGAGCUGACGACACUGGCUGCGCAGCUCAGCUACUGCACCAGUCUGCAAGUGCUCGAGGAGGAGCAUUUCCUGCCCAGUCAAAUCUGCAAGCGCUGUGUCGUGCUGCUAACCCAGUUGGUUGGCUUUAGGGGCACAGCGUUACGCACAGAUCGUAUGCUACGCAUGCACAAUGCCGAUGCAUCCAAAUUGGCAAACUCGUCCUGCUCUCCAUCGUUAGUUAAAUCGCUGUCAGAUGUUGUGGAUGUUGAUUUGGAAUUGACGGACACCGAUGACUUUGUCUAUGUGCUAGAUGAAACUGAAGCGCUGGUUGUGCAGGAUCACCAGCACGAGGUGGACGAUGAGGAGCAAGGGCAGGAGGAGGAGAGGGAGGCGGAGGCGGAGGAGCCGGCGCCCGAGGAAAUUACUGAAGAUGAAAUUGAUUUUGCCGGUGAUAAGCAUGUUGAGGUUUUCGAAGUGGACUUUGAUCUUCCCGACGAGGAUUUUGAGGAGCACGAACCGAGCCACACAAAAGCCAACUGCAUUAAGUUGCGUGGCACACACCGACCCAAAACCGUCAAUGCCGCCCUCCUGUGUCCCAUCUGUGGCAAGCAGCUGAGCACCAGUAACUCGUACAAGUAUCACAUGCAGCUGCACGGCGAUGACAGGCCAUUUGUGUGCAAGAUUUGCGGCGACUCAUUUAAGACGCGUAAUGCGUACGAUGGACACAUAACGCUCCAUAAUCCCAACAAUCCCAACAAAUGCCGCAUCUGUGGCAAGACAUAUCGGCAGGCAUCAUCGCUGCGCUCCCACCUGUACAGUCACAGCGGCGUCAAGCCGUUCACCUGCAACAUCUGCGGCAAGGGCCUGACCCAAAAGUCCGGCUAUAAGAAGCACAUGCUCAUCCAUACGGGCGAAAAGCCGUACUAUUGCGAUACCUGCGGACGCAAUUUUCGCUAUUCCAGCAAUCUGAUUGCCCACAAGCGUUCCCACACUCGGAAGAGCAGCCCUACCAAAAAUGCUUUGGCCCCACUAAAAGCACACCUGAAUGCAAACCAACCAAAUAUUCUUUAAUGUUUUUAAGCACUACAAAUACAAACAUUUGAAAUGUAAGCUCUUACUAAAUCGUCUUUUGACUGAAAUUAAUGUAUCUCAAACAAAAAAAUGGUGUUCUUGUAGUCCAAACACAAAUAGGAAUCUAUAAAAUAGAGCUGGCAAAUCGUAAAAAUUA